CCAACAAUUUCUGUGUAAUUUCCACUGGUUUGUUUUUCUUCCAAACGGCUGCUAAACUUCCAAAGCUUUUACGCGUGUCAUCAAAUUUGACCGCUAUCAUGUUCACACGAGGUCUCCAGCCUUUGUCUAUUAAUUUUUUUUUGUUUUUUUUGGACACCUUAGUCUACCAAUUGACAAGUUCUAUAAACAACUCCGGCCCACCCACCACAAAUGAAACCACAUGCGGUGAACCCCGUAAGCUUCAAGUCUUCAACAGCACCAAGUCACGGUCAUCUUCUUCAGUCGACGCCCACUUGGGCCUUCAAUUCAUCACCCAAAUUAUAGCCGUGUGCAAUGUACCUUUCAUGGAAUGUUAAUGUCUUGUGCCUCUAUAUAUACCUACUGCUCAAUCAAGGGUUUAAAAACAUUAGUCAUUACUAGUAAUAACAGAUCCAGAAAAAUUAUAUUUAGCUAGCCAUGGCCAACCUUCCACACGACAUCGUGUUAGACAUACUCUCAAGAUUACCCGUCAAGUCCCUGAAUCGAUUCAAAUGCGUUUGCAAGCCAUGGCUUUCUUUGAUAUCCGAUCCUUACUUUGUCAAAAUGCAUCUCAACCGAGCCAAUUCCGAUCCUAGCAUGAACCACCAUAGACUAUUCACGUUGUUCCCCUUUUAUUCUUUGGACUACGAGUCACCAUCAUCAUGUGAUGAUGUUGCUGAUAAGGCUGUUGCUGUUGAUCAUGAUCAUGAUCAUGAUCAUGAUCAUGAUGAUGCUAUAGUAAAUCUAGGGUUUCCAUCUAAAGCCCCACAAAAUGGUGUUCAGAUUGUGGGGUCUUGCAAUGGCUUGAUUAGCUUAGCCUAUCGUGCCUUAGAUGUCACGAUUUUAUGGAACCCAUCCACUAGACAAUCCAGGGAGCUACCAAAACCAAGCUUUUCGUCAGAUAUUGUGUCCCUCUACGGACUUGGUUAUGAUUCCUCUAACGAUGACUACAAAGUUGUAAGAGCAAGUGCUAGUGCUGGUGCCUAUGACCAAGUCAAAGUCGAGGUCUUCAGCUCAAAACACAACAAUUGGAGACAGAUUCAAUCUUUCCAUAAGAGCAUUACUAUCUUGGACGAUUCCGGGACAUUCUUGAACGGGGCUCUUCACUGGAGAGCAAGCCGCGGUGGGCGCGACACGAUUCUUGCUCUUGAUAUGGCGAAGGAGGAGUUCUUUGAGGUUCCACAACCCGAGACUCGCGACAGGAACAUCUCAUUUCAUAGCUUGGGGGUUUCACAAGGUUGGCUUUCGUUGCUUUGCUAUGGGUAUGGACUUGAAGUGGAGAUUUGGGUGAUGAAGGAAUAUGGUGUGAUGAGUUCUUGGAUGAAGAUGAGUGUUGUGAGGGGGAGAGAUAUUGGGUAUUGUGACUACAUGGUGCCCAUAUGCUUUACAAAGAAUGGAGAGGUUAUAGUUGUUGUGGAUGGAAGGAAACUUAUAAGAUAUAAUGUUCAUGAAAAGACAAUGAAGAAUCUGAAGGUUAGGAAUGAUGACUGGUUUGAAUGGGUUAUAUAUAUGGAGAGUCUGGUCUCGCCUUAUGCUGACUCUGGGAACAAAGAUAGAGAUUCUCACAUGGAAGAAUAAGAAAGAGGAGGGAUUAUUUAUUGUUUGAUUCAUUCAUUUUUUUAUUUUUUUGUGAUUUUAGUUUGAUGUUCUAAAUCUGAUGUGAGAGUUUUUCUUGAAGUGUACACAAUAUUUAAUUAAUCAUAAAUUUCAAGCAUUAUUCGUAAUUGAAAAUAAUGUUUUUGGGUGUUCAAUUUGGGUGACGAAUGAAUGGGGCAAGAGAGUGAGCAAAGAAGAGAAUCAGUUAUAU
This is a messenger RNA of Cornus florida, 1825 nucleotides long. RefSeq names its product F-box/kelch-repeat protein At3g06240-like. Gene Ontology annotation, molecular function: protein binding. The record is from RefSeq and is a predicted model, not a curated record. Lineage: Eukaryota; Viridiplantae; Streptophyta; Magnoliopsida; Cornales; Cornaceae. The transcript has a single exon. The coding region runs from base 457 to 1596 and encodes 379 amino acids.